Molecule: messenger RNA, 1407 nt
Organism: Fusarium sp. VM40
Lineage: Eukaryota; Fungi; Ascomycota; Sordariomycetes; Hypocreales; Nectriaceae
Source: the annotation of a GenBank genome assembly
AUGACUGAUGUCAUCGCAUCGAAGCACUUCCAGAAAUACUUUGAUACAACAUCCACAUCGUCCAUUAUCGGUGCCAUCAACUCGACAUUUAGUGGAGGAGCAGUAUUUGGAGCUUUGUUCGGCGGUGUGAUUAUGGAUCGGUUUGGUCGAAGAAAGACUAUUGGUAUCGGUGCUGCUAUUUGCACGGUCGGAGCUGUUCUCCAGGCUGCCGCUUAUCAUCUCGCUAUGAUGCUGAUAGGCCGUAUCAUCGCUGGGUUUGCCGUCGGUCUGCUCUCUAUGAGUGUACCCGUGUACCAAUCUGAAUGCGCCUCACCCAAGAACCGAGGUCUCAUCGUCGGUCUCGCCCAGCAAAUGAUCGGAGUUGGCUUCGUCGUCUCAACAUGGGUUGGCUACGGCAGUCACCACAUGCCCGACACGUCGUCUUUCCAAUGGCGAUUCCCUCUAGCCUUUCAAGCAUUCCCCUCCGCGCUGCUGUGCUUAGGAAUGCUCUGGCUUCCAGAGACACCCCGUCAUUUAAUUGCUACAGAUCAGCUAGACGAUGGCAUGAAAACUCUGCGGAAGCUGCACUUUGAUGGCUCCAACGAGGAGUGGAUCAAGGCUGAGUUCAACGAGAUCAAGCUCACUCUUGAUGCUGAGAAGGCUGCGACGGCGCCAGGCUGGUUGAUUAUGUUCAAGGUACCCCAAUGGAGGAAGAGGCUUAUGCUUGGAACGCUUGUUCAAGUGUUUACCCAAUUCACUGGAAUUAACGUUAUUGGCUACUAUCAAACUAUCAUGUAUGAACGACUAGGGAUUACCGGAAAGACAAGCCUCCUAGUCGCAGGAAUCUACAACUGCACAGGCCCUAUUGCGAACUUGUUCUUCAUCACCUUCAUCGCCGAUAGGAUUGGCCGAAAGAGACCUCUAAUCUAUGGUAUCAUCGCCAUCACCAUCGCUCUUAUCCUAGAGAGUGUCGUAAACAGCCAGAACAUCGACGGCUCCCACCGUGGUCUCAGCAUUGCCGGCGUUGCGUUCCUCUUCUGCGUCACAAUCAUCUUCUCAUUAUCCUUCGGCCCUGUUAGCUGGACAUACAUGUCAGAAAUUAUGCCCUAUCAAAUCCGUGCUAAGGGUUGUGCGUUUGCUACUGGUAUCGGUAACUGGCUUGUGUCGACUUUCUGGAACCAAGUCAGCCCAUUUGCCCUCGGGGAACUAGGCUGGAAAUUCUAUUUCCUCUUUGUUGCUUUCAAUCUCGUUGUUACUCUCCCUGUCCUCAUCUUCUCUUUCCGAGAGACUAAGGGGCUGUCACUCGAGGAGAUUGAUCUCAUGUUUGGCGAUCGAGCUCUUGGAAAUCUUCCUGCAGAUAUUGAGAAGGAUGGUGGUGUUGUAGCUGUGACUAACACGCAUGAUGAGAGACCUAAGGGGGAGCUUUAG